Molecule: messenger RNA, 1518 nt
Organism: Zophobas morio
Lineage: Eukaryota; Metazoa; Arthropoda; Insecta; Coleoptera; Tenebrionidae
Product: zinc finger Y-chromosomal protein-like
Exons: 3
Coding region: 219-1463 (414 amino acids)
Biological process (GO): regulation of transcription by RNA polymerase II
Molecular function (GO): DNA-binding transcription factor activity, RNA polymerase II-specific; RNA polymerase II transcription regulatory region sequence-specific DNA binding
Source: RefSeq, a predicted model, not a curated record
CAUUUAUACCGCAUGGCGGAUAGUACAUAUAAUAGCAGGGAUUGUUUACUCGAAGGAGCUGACCCAACAAUUGAGGUUAAUUGAGGUUAGCUAAUCGCUUUCCAGAAAAAACGAAAUGUUUUCUUAGAUUCGGACGAUUUUCCAUCAAAAUGUCGGUAAUGUGCUGAUUGUAUUGAAAACUACACUUACAAGUUUAAAUUCAUUAUCGUUAGACCACGAUGUCAAAUCUGGAAUACUCAAUAAAAUUCACUUCACACGAAAAUAUCCCCAAAAACGUCCACCACUGUGAAGUUUGUCCAUACUUUACAACAUCAUUUUUUCUCCUAGUUAACCACCUCAAACACCACAGUUCAUCACUGCAACACUUUGACUGCGAGAGAACCGACAUUGAAAGUUACUACUGUAAAGACUGCGAGUUCCACUCAAAGUUCACACUUACUUUCAAACAACACCUGCGAGAACAUCACAGCAUUAAAAAAGACUACCCGGACGAAAACACCAUACAAAACUACACUUGUGACAAGUGCUCGUUUCAAACGAAUUUUGCUUUAAAGUGGCUCCAGCACAAAACCACGUGUUUUGGAAUUCCAGAAAAUAUCCCCAUUUUUAAUACCAGAAGUAGCGUUAAAUGGUACGCUUGCAGCCACUGUAUAUUCAAAUCCAAAUACAAGCAGAGUUUAAAACGCCACAUGACGCUCCAUUUGGACGCCAGUGACUUUGAAUGGUAUCAGUGUAAAUAUUGUCCAUACAAAUCUAAACAAAAAGGCCAUUUAAAAAUCCACACAAUCGCGCGGCAUUUGGAAGAUCAGGAGAUUAAAUGGUACGACUGUGAUAAGUGUACAUACAAAGCUAAAUUAAGUGGUGAUUUAAAAAGACACGUAAAUUCGCACCACUCAGAUGACCAGAACAUUAAAUGGUACGACUGCACACAGUGUUCUUACAGAACCAAAAGUAGUUACAGUUUAAAGCAACACAUAAAUGGACAACACUUAGACGAAAAGGACGUUAAAUGGUACCAAUGCAAAAUGUGUUCAUUUAAAGCUAAACUCGGCUGCUAUUUAAAAAGACACAUACAACGGCGCCAUUUUGAUGAGCAGAAUAUUACGUGGCAUCAGUGUGAAGAGUGCUCAUACAAGAGUAAAACAAACGGGGAUUUAAGAAACCAUGUUAAAGCUCACCAUUUAAACGAACAGAAUCUCCAGUGUAAAAUGUGUCCGUAUAAAGCUACGUGGAUUUCUAAUUUAAAGCGACAUAUAAAUGCGCAACAUUUAAGUGAACAGGAAGUUAAGUGGCAUCAGUGUAAGUCGUGUCCAUAUAAAGCUAAAGCAAGUUCCGACUUAAAAAAGCACGUAAAUGCGCAGCAUUUAGACGAGAAGGACAUUAAAUGGUACGAGUGCAACAAGUGUCCAUAUAAAGCUAAGGAAAUUUCGAAUUUGAAAAAGCACAUUUAUGCGCGACAUUAGUAAAAAAUUUGAAAUUAUGAAGUCUUGGAAUGAAUAAAGUCAUUAAAAGCGUCAA